AUGCAAUCAUUAACUUCCUUUCUAGCUUUCUUCAUUCUCUUAACAUCAUUAUCACACCCUUCACAUUCAAACACUGUCCCUUCAUAUCCCACUCCAACUCAACCCCAAAUAUGCAAACUAGACCUCUCCAACGAACUAUUCGGCGGCGUAAACGUCGCAUGCGGCAACAACCUCGACCGAAGCCGCUGUUGUCCCGUACUCGCUGCUUGGCUCUUCGCAGCUCACGCGCGAAGAGCCUUAGAGAUUUCUCCUCCACCAACGGAAAAUGCCAUUGACCUUCCGAGGAUGCCGGAUGAUUCGCAGAAGUGUGUUAACUCACUCCAAGACUCUCUUCGAAACAGAAACAUCAUAAUCCCAACACCAAAUGCUAGCUGUGAUGCUGUAUUAUGUUUCUGUGGAAUCAGGCUUCAUCAGAUAAGCUCAUUGAAUUGUCCAACCGCUUUUAAUGUUUCGGAUUCGACUACUGUUCACAAUGUAUCUGGUUCUCAUAAAGCUACUCCUACUGCUGCAGUUCGUGAUUUGGAGAAGAAUUGCCGUAACUCUUCUUAUGCUGGUUGCACCAAUUGUCUUGCUGCAUUGCAAAAGUUAAACGUGCACAAGAAAGAGAGCAAGGAAAGUGACCGAGAGAGGAAGAUGUUCAACCGGGACUGUCAACUGAUGGCACUAACAUGGCUAUUGGGAAAGAACAAGACGUUGUAUAUACCAACAGUAUCAGCGGUGUUACGUGCUAUAAUGUACAGUGCUCAUCCACACGAUAUAAUGUGUAGUCCAGACCAAGAGAACAUGCCAUUGGCCGUUGAUUCGAUGCAAUUCGAUCACACGAGUAGUAGUGAGGCACAAUCUUGGCCGUUCAUCAAGUUAUUGUGGAGUAUGAUUGUUGUUAUGAUUGGGAUUGUGGUGUUAUGA
Molecule: messenger RNA, 906 nt
Organism: Vicia faba (fava bean)
Lineage: Eukaryota; Viridiplantae; Streptophyta; Magnoliopsida; Fabales; Fabaceae
Source: the annotation of a GenBank genome assembly